AUGACUCUCUCUCCAGAAUUCAACCCCAUGCGUACCCGCUCCCGAUCUCACAACACCGAUCCUGACACCAAUGAGACGCCUAAUCCAGACCAGCUACAACCACUACCCGAGGACCCCUUUGCAUUGAAUGACGAAGCUUUGAGCGACCACCUGGAUACGAAGGACGUUGGCGAUCGUAAAACGGCUUCUGUGAACAAUGAGACAGCUUCUUCUCUUCCUUCGUCCAUAUCUCAAAAAGCGAAAAAAGACGACACCUUAAAAAGUGAGUGGAUGGAUGAUGUGGAACAACACCAAGAAGCUGUUAUUAAUGCUGUUCGUGUCAAUACAAUAGUAGACGAGAUCGAUUUGAAAGUUUUUGAAUUUGACCCAGACCCGCCCCGGAAACGAGGUCGACCGCGAAAGAGGAAGCUUGGCAACAGCAUCAAUGACACUUUAUCCAAUGAUACAUCCACUCUGAAGAGCACGCAGCAUGAAUCAAAAGCGGCCGUGGACAUCGUUUCCAAAGCUGAAGAUCGCAAAGAAAAGGAACCUGUUGAUAACAAAGAGGCUGCUCAAGUGAUCGAGAACAAAGAAACCAAGGACACCCAUGCCGAAGAACCAGUGAAGCGCCGUGGAAGAAAGAAAAAGACACCAACACCCACAAAAAAGCCAUCUCCACGGGGUGCUCCACGCAACAAUGCUGCUGCUGCUGCUGCUGACACUGAUACCAAGCCAUCGUCGACGACUCCUAUCAAGUGGACUCUGCCACAUUUGCUUCAUAACAAAGACAGCAUGUUGACCACCGCUGUUAAUUUAAAGAACAAUGUCACCAUGGAUCUGAUCAACAAGUUGCCAGAGAAAGAUCGAGAUGAACUUUUGAAACUUCUUCCUCCUGCCGAUAUUGAUUUCGUCAAGCGUAACCAUGAUGAUGAGGAUGACACUUCCAGCAGCAUAAUAGUCGCCAAAUCGCUUGAUGAGCAUGAACAAUUAUCCAAUCAACCAGAAACAUACAAGCCUAUCAUAUCUCAACGGCUGAUAAGUCCUUCAUUUACUCAAGCUAUCGAAGACUUUCAGGUGAAUCUUCAACAUGGUCGCUAUGACAACAAUCCAAAGCCAGCAACCGGAAGAGGAAGAAAACGAAAGGAGGUGGUGGUAGAGGAACAACACGAUGAUUUCAAGGAUGAGCAUUUUGAAGCUUAUUGGGGUGAGCGGUUAAAGAAGCGAUCCAAGAAAGGUACUGGUGGACGUCGAUGA
Lichtheimia ornata is the source of this 1233-nucleotide messenger RNA. RefSeq lists its product as uncharacterized. The record is from RefSeq and is a predicted model, not a curated record. The transcript is spliced from 3 exons. NCBI's taxonomy places the organism in Eukaryota, Fungi, Mucoromycota, Mucoromycetes, Mucorales, Lichtheimiaceae. The coding region runs from base 1 to 1233 and encodes 410 amino acids.